AGGAAGGCUGGGCCCCAGGCGCCGGAAAUGACUCAAACCGGCAGCGCCUUCCCUUGGAGAAACCAGGGGCGCGGAUUUGGAAAUUGAGGACAGAGCUUGAAAGUGGUAAAGCUGUUUUCAGCCUGGCGUGUACAUCUUUGUUCAGUACAGGACGGAUUGAGUCACUAAACCUUUAAAGAAAAAAUUUGGCUCUCUGCGACACCAGUGGUCUUGCCUCGCAGUGAUUUCCGUAAACGUCCCAGAGGACCAAAGACGGCUGUGGUGGAGGCUGGACAGUCACUUUUUCUAAACUCGAGAAAGCGUUGAAGGUUCCUUGCAUUUUCGAAUUUAACUCGGCAUAAUCAGCGCGGUGGUCCCAGCACUUUGUUGGGGAGCUAUUUGUUGUCGAGCUUGCACGGUAUUAUUCGGAAAGAAAAAACUGUUUCCAUCGUUUGUCUUGGCGAAGAACUGUACAGGAAAAAUGUCAACCUUCCCCAAAAUAUCUCUGAGACCUGAGGUUGAAAAUUAUCUUAAAGAGGGCUUUAUGAACAAGGAGAUUUUAUCUGUUUUGGGUAAACAAGAAGCAGAAAGGAAGUAUGAAACUCUGUUAAAUCACCUGUCACACCCGCCGUCAUUCACAACUGUCAGAGUGAAUACACAUUUAGCCUCUGUACAACAAGUGAAAAGUCUGUUACUUGAUGAACUUCAGAAGCAAUUUAAUGGCAUAAGUAUUCCUAUUCUUCAACAUCCAGACCUUCAGGAUAUCCUACUUAUUCCUGUUAUUGGACCUAGGAAGAAUAUACAAAAACAACAACAUGAAGCCAUUGUUGGAGCCCAGUGUGGCAAUGCAGUGUUAAGAGGAGCCCAUGUAUAUAUUCCAGGAAUUGUGUCAGCUUCGAAAUUUAUGAAAGCUGGAGAUGUUAUUUCUGUUUACUCUGAUAUUAAUGGAAGAUGUAAGAAGGGAGCCAAAGAAUUUGAUGGAACAAAAGUAUUUCUUGGAAAUGGGAUUUCUGAAGUAAGCCGUAAAGAAAUCUUCAGUGGGCUGCCUGAACUGAAAGGAAUAGGCAUAAGAAUGACGGAACCAGUAUAUCUCAGCCCUUCAUUUGACAAUGUGCUGCCUGGUUACUUAUUUUUACAGAAUUUGCCUUCUGCUGUAGUAACUCAUGUUCUAAAUCCUCAACCUGGAGAGAAGAUUCUAGACUUGUGUGCUGCACCUGGAGGCAAAACAACACACAUUGCAGCACUAAUGCAUGACCAGGGAGAAGUAAUAGCAUUGGAUAAAAUACCCAACAAAGUAGAAAAAAUAAAGAAGAAUGCUUCAUUGUUAAAGCUGCAUUCCAUCAGGGCGUUUUGUUUUGACGGAACAAAGGCACUUAAACUUGAUAUGGUUGAGGACACAAAAGGGAAACCUCCAUUCUUACCAGAGUCUUUUGACCGAAUUCUUCUUGAUGCACCCUGUAGUGGAAUGGGACAGAGACCAAAUAUGGCCUGUGGUUGGACCUUGAAGGAAGUGACAUCGUAUCAGCCAUUACAGCGGAAACUGUUUACUGUGGCAGUUCAGCUGUUGAAACCAGGGGGUAUUCUGGUCUAUAGUACAUGCACUGUAACACUGGCUGAAAAUGAAGAACAAGUUGCAUGGGCCCUCACAACAUUUCCUUGUCUUCAGCUUCAGCCCCAGGACCCACAGAUUGGAGGAGAAGGAAUGCUGGGAGCUGGCCUAUCAUUUGAACAGUUGAAACAGCUGCAGCGAUUUGAUCCAUCUGUUGUGCCAUUACAGAACACUGACAUUGGUUCUCUCAGAGAUGCCAGAACUGAAGACAUGAUUUGGCUGGCAAAUAAGGAUUGUAUAGGCUUUUUCAUUGCAAAAUUUAUGAAAUGCAAAAGCACACAGGAGAAGGAUCAUCAGAAAUGAAAACUGAAUAUUUGCUAUCUGUAUUUUUUUUUAAUUGUUUGUAAUAAAACCAGUGUGUUGUCAGAUCAAGCAAGUGGUAGCCUGGUUACUAAGGAAACAGAAAAGGCUGCCAGCUGUUUCAUCAGGGAUCAAGUGGCAUAGAGGAGGAAGUAAAGGUGAUAUGAGAUAGUUGUUUUGUUUUUUUUAAUUUUCCUUAUGGAUAGAGUAUAAAAAAAAGAUUCUGUACAUAUCUAGAACAUGUUUUCAUUUGGGAAGUUUUUAAUUUGUAAAGAAUAUAAAUAAUGUUUACUGUUAAAAAUUAGUGAAUCUAACAAAAGGAAUAAAAUUAGCAAUAUUUAAUGUGGUUUACAAAAUAAUUGUUUUCUGUUUCCAAUAAAAUUCCACUUCCUUAAGAAUUCAGGGUAUGAGAAGUAGAACAUUUACCAUGUACCAAUGACUGAGGUAAAUAUUUUAUAUGACUUAUUCAGUAAAUCAACUCUUUUUCACAUGAAA
Molecule: messenger RNA, 2383 nt
Organism: Tupaia belangeri chinensis (Chinese tree shrew)
Lineage: Eukaryota; Metazoa; Chordata; Mammalia; Scandentia; Tupaiidae
Gene: NSUN6
Product: NOP2/Sun RNA methyltransferase 6
Exons: 11
Coding region: 461-1891 (476 amino acids)
Biological process (GO): RNA methylation
Molecular function (GO): RNA methyltransferase activity; RNA binding
Source: RefSeq, a predicted model, not a curated record